ACCUGUUGACAGAACUCCAAAGCCAGAAGCUCCCAUCGAGCCUCAGAGAAGUGAGUACGAGAUCCAGGAGGAAGGACCAGUCCAACUUAUCUCUUACGCCUCAGACACGGAAUAUGGUUCUCUUCGCCUCGUCAAGCAGGAGAAGAAGAGACCUGAACCCAAACCUCAGCCAACUUUUAGACCUGAACCCAAACCUCAGCCAACUUUUGAGCCAGUCAAAGCCACAUUCAAGGUUCCUGAGGUGGACUACAGACCUGUGGCGCCACCAACACCAAUACCAUCUGUUCAGAAAGUUGAGAUGCAGAUUGCACCACAGGCACCGCCAAGUCAAAAUCUGGGAUCAAGAGAGUGCUGUACGUGAGUACAUCCGUCGUGAAGGACAGGAGCCAGAAGCUGGUGACAUCUUCGACAAGACGAAGCAACGGCCACCCAAGUUCAAGACACAGAUCAAGGACCUGAAGACUCUCAAGGAAAAUGAUUCCGCUCACUUUGAAUGCAAGCUCAUCCCUAUGGGUGAUCCUAACAUGAAGGUCGAGUGGUUCAAGGAUGGAGAGCCUCUUCAUCAUGGCCACCGCUUCAAGCCAAUGUAUGACUUUGGUUUUGUAUCCCUGGACAUCCUGUAUGUGUUUGCUGAAGACUCUGGCACAUACACCUGCAAGGCCACUAACAACUAUGGCGAAGCUACAACCACUGCCGAAAUCAAGUGCAGAGCCCGCAAAUCUAUCAUCAUGGACACUCAACUGCCAGGAGAGGGCGCCACUCGUCUCUUUGAGAUGGAAGAACAUUGGAGAAGUGGUAUGAUGUUGGAGGAGAGGGUCAUUGAAGAACCUCAGGUCAAAUGCCCUCCAAGCUUCGACCUCAAGCCAGAGCCAGUGGAAACUGGUGAAGGUGAACCUGCCAAGUUCCUGGUCAAGGUCAGCGGUUUCCCACGACCCCGCGUGUCAUGGUGGGUCAAUGGGUCGCUAAUUGUCGGGGGUACAAGGUUCAAGGUAACAUAUGAUGGCAUGAUGCAUUACCUGGAGAUUCCACGUUGUCGCGAGUACGAUGCAGGACAGAUCCGUGUGGUCACCAAGAAUCCUGAAGGUGAAGCCGAGACCAGCACAUCGCUGACGGUUCUACCCAAGGAGGACUGGAGAGCCAAGCUGAAGCAGGCACCCAAAGGAGAGCUUGAGAUUGAACUUGAGCGUAGAAAGAAAAUUGAACUCCGUAGCGUGGAACUUGAAACAGCCUUCAAGAAGCCAAAAGCAACUGAAUUUGAACUUCGCCAACUUGAAAGAGCCUCAGAGUCAAAGAUCAAGAUUCGCCGUGAUGACGAGGUCGUCCUUGCAGAACAGCAGUACAUCAGUGUGCACACACACCUCCAGCCAACCAACAAGGAUCUCAUUGCUGAGCAUGCUCAGAUGUUUGCUGUUCCUCCUCAGCCAAUGAUAAAGCCUGAUGAGACCCACGUCGCCCGGAAGCAGGUGACCUUGGCCCAAGGGGAACCACCUGUAUUCUCUAAGCCACUGCGUCCAGUCCGCGUCACAGAAGGAGCCUCUGUCAAACUUGAGGUUCAGUUCAAGGGAAGUCCGCCACCUGUCAUUACCUGGUACAGAGACAACUUUGAGGUGCAGAGGUCCAGAGACUUCCAGAUCACCACAACAAACAGCAGCAGUACUCUUCAGAUUCCAGAGGUGUUCAACGAAGAUGGCGGCAUGUACACUGUCAAGGCCUAUAACAAGUUCGGCAUGGUCCAGUGCAAAGCCAAGAUGACCGUUGUUGAGCCCGAAGAGCCAGAGAGAGUAGCCUCCCCUGAGUUCACGAGUUUGUUGCGAGACAGCGUGACCACCCAGGGAGAACCAGCUACCUUCGACUGCCAGGUGUCCGCCUAUCCCAGGCCACAGGUGUCCUGGACAAAGGAUGGGAAGCCACUGUAUGAGAGCAAACGGUGGAAGUUCAUCGCCGAAGACUACAACCACACUCUGGUUAUCUAUGAAGUCCAACCUGAGGAUGCUGGAGUCUAUGCCUGUGUUGUCAUCAACACUGUUGGCAAGGCAACCUGCACCGCAAGACUCACAGUUGAAUUGCCAAUCCACCCACCAGAGGAGCUGAAGCCAGAGGAGCCUGCCGUGGCCCCUGUUGUGCAGCAACAGCCCCAGCCAAAGGAAGUAGACGAGGGAGAACCUGUCACAUUCACAUGCAGGAUCACUGGACAUCCUCCUCCUGUUGUGUCUUGGUACCGCAACACCCACCUAGUGAAGCAGUCCAAGUACUUCAAGAUGGAGAGCGCCCCAGACGGCCUUCACACCCUCAGCAUCAUGGAGGCCUUCCCCGAGGACAGCGGCACCUACAAGUGUGUCGCUCGCAACCCUGGAGGAGAAGUCUCCAGCGUCACAUACCUCAAAGUUCACGGAAUCGAGAGUGAGCCUGAACCGACUCAGCCUCAGGCCAUGCCUCCAAGCUUCAUCAAGCCUAUUUCCAACACACUGGUUGUGUCCGGCAGCCCAGCUCGCUUCGAGGCUGUCUUCUCAGGACACCCCACACCCACAGUCACCUGGAUCAGGAACGGCAUCCAAACCAUCCACGAAACUCGGGAGACAACUAUCGAAGUUACCGAGAGCAUGACAACUCUCACUAUCCGACAAGCCUUCCCAGAAGACAGUGGUCUGAUCACAUGUCGCGCCAAGAACCCGGCCGGUAUCUCGGAAUGCUCCGCUGAGCUCUACAUUCAAGAAGAGGAAGAGGCUCGGCAGAUGGAGAAGCAACUGCACGUCGUGGUGUCACGGAGAGCGCCACCUGGUUUCACAAAACCACUGAAACCCUACGUGGAAGUGCGGCCAGGAGAAACUACAAGACUCGAGGCAGAGGUUGGAGACAUCCCAGUCCUCAGGAGUUCCUGGUAUGUGAAUGGCAUCGAGAUUCACCCCACCGAGAGAACCAAAGUUGUAAAGGAAGGCAAGACAUUGGUCCUGAUCAUCAUCAGUGUCAGGCCAGAGGAUGCCGGAGAGUACACCCUGAAGGUGGAGAACGAGCUCGGCGAGACCACCUGCAAGACAACGCUCGUCAUGAAGGGUACCGAGAAGACAGUGGAACUGCCCCACACCGAGGUGACCACAGAGAGCAUGACAGUCACCAAGACUGUGACCACCAUUGAGAGAGAGGAACAGGUUAUUCUUCAGAAGGUCAAGCCAGUGGUCGUGACACCACUGGAACCAGAGAUCUAUGUCAGGGAGAGAGGCAUUGCCAGGCUGGAAUGCACAGUGAAUGCCAUUCCACCUCCGCUUGUUACAUGGUUUGUGAACGGCAUGGAGAUCAAGCCCUCACCCCACUAUGAGAUCCGCUAUGAAGACGGCAAGAGCUCACUUCUCAUCAUUGAGGUUGGACCUGAAGACACAGGAGAAUACACUUGUAAAGCAGUGUCUGAGAUGGGAGAGGCCAUCAGUUCUACAACGCUCUAUGUACAAGAACCAGCUACAGAGGAGCUAGCCCCAGCUGCCCCUGAGUCAGUUGCCACCAUCGAGGUCUCCCCAACUGCUCCCAUGACUCCACCACAAUUUGUUGAAGUCCUUGGCUCUGUUGAAGCCAAUGAUGGUCAAGAAAUCAAGAUGGUAUGCAAAGUCACUGGAUCUCCCAUGCCACAGAUCUCCUGGUUCCACGACAGCAAGAACAUCGAUGAGGAUGAAGAGUUUGUCAUCUCCUACAAUCCAGACACUGGUGAGAUCAGCCUCAUCAUUGUGGAAGUGUUCCCAGAGGACCAAGGACAGUACAUCUGUAUUGCCCAGAAUCCUGUAGGAAGAGCCACUACAUCAGGCUACCUCAGUGUGGUAGAGACAGCUGUAGUGGAGGAAGAGGAGGUCACAGAAGAGGUCUUUGAGGUCGAGUACACUGAUGCUGCUCCAUGUGAGGAACCUAUGGAUGUUGAGAAACCUGUUGAAAUUACCCAGGUGUCUGAAGAGCAGGUUGUUCCUCAAAUUAUUGAUAGACCAAAGGUGAAGCCUCUGGUUGAAGAAGAAACAAUAGAAUCACCUAUUCCUGACAGUAUUUGCUCUGAUGUCACAUCAGAAUUGUAUGAAACAUGCCCUGAGUCUCCUAUUUGUGAUGAGGUUUUGGAAGAAAUCACUGAGCCUAAGGUUGUGUCUAAAAAGAUUGACAGACCUAAGGUUGUUCCUCUUGAACCGGAAAGAGUGCCCGAAUCUCCUCUCCGUGAGAUUAUCAUUCCUGAUGAACCUAUGGAGGAGGAGCUCGAGACACCAACUGGGGAGGAGGUAACUGAAGAGGUACUGACAUCCCAGGUGGUCACUAGAGAGGUGAAGAUCCCAGAAAUCACAGAAAAGAUCACAGAGGUUGCACUGCCAGUAGAAGAAGAACCAAUUGAAGGAACAGAAAUUGAAUCCCAAGAGGUUACCUUUGUUAUCUCUGCUGAGCCUCAGGAAAUCAUGGAAACAGUACCAUCUGAGGAAGCUGAAAUACCAGAGGCUGAAGUGAAGGAACCACCAGAAGAGAUUGCUCCAAUUGAAGAGGAGAGUGUUGAGUUCCAAUUUCAGAUUACUGAUGAGAUUCCUCAACAAAUCAUCACUCCUGAAACAGCAGAUGAAAUUCCACCAGAGUUUGUGGAGAUGCUGCAACCUCAGAUUGUCGAGGAUGGCGGGGCCGUGUUGAUGUCCUGUCGUCUUGUCGGAAGCCCUGCACCAACAAUCACCUGGUACAAGAGCACCAUUCAGAUUGAACCCAGCCCAGACUUUAAACUCACCUAUGAGCCUGAGACUGGAAUCUGUACCUUGGAGCUAGCAGAAGUCUUCCCUGAAGAUGCAGGGGAAUACGUGUGCAAGGCUGUCAAUCCCUUUGGUGAGGCCACAACAUCAGGAACUCUUCUUGUUCGAACUAUGGAAGAGACUGAGACAACAACGACGACAACAACAUCGGAGACAGUAACAACAGUCACCCUUGAUGCUGAAAUGCCCGAGGUGAAGCUUGUGGAUGAGAAGCACUCAACUACCCUGGAGAUCUCACCAACCUUCACGAAGCCUCUUCUGCCAGCCAUUGAAGCUGAUGAAGGAGGAACUGUUCAACUUGAGGUUGAACAUGAGAGCAUGCCCACAUCUAAGGUAACAUGGUUUGUGAAUGAGCUGGAGAUCUUCCCAUCUGACCACAUGAAGAUCAUUGAGGAUGAGAGGACAAGUGUGCUGGUCAUUGUGGACCUGACCCCUGAAGACUCUGGAGAGUAUGUGUGCCAGGCUGAGAACCCCAUCGGUGUCACUCGAUGCAAGACCACUCUCACUGUCAGACCUGUCCAAAAGGAUGAGAUCGAGAUACAGAGAGAGCAGGCUCCCACUGAGGAAGAACUUCCUCGCACUGAGGAGAAACCAGAGGAAGCAAAACCUGAACCCAAAGAAGAACCGACACCAACUCAGCCAGAUCAGGCUCCAGAAGAGGGUAUCACACCAAUUGCUCCAGAGUUCACAGAGCUUCUUCAGAACAAGAAGGUUCGUGAUGGAGAACGUGUGGUCCUCAAAGUAAGGUUCAUUGGCGCACCUUCUCCCAAGAUUACCUGGUACCAAAAGGGCCAAGAACUUCAACCAAGCACAGACUUUAAGAUAACUGUGGACUAUGCUAAACAAGAGAGUAUCCUCAUCAUUGUUGAGGUGUUCCCAGAAGAUGAGGGAGAAUACACCUGUAUUGCUGUUAAUGACUUUGGGGAAUCCAUUACAACUUGCAAGGUCACUGUCAUCUCUGGCCCAGAGGAAGAGAUUUCAUCUGAUGAGCGACACAGGGAGACAAUUGAGAUCGACCUUACACGUGAAAUCACAUCUGAUGAAGAGACUCGUGUCAAACAAGUCCAGGUUGUACAUGAAACACCACAACCUGAAACUGUUGAGAUUCAAAUAGGAUUCCCACAGCCAAAGACCACAACGACCACCACAACCACAACGACCAUCACGCAGGAAACAUCUACUGUGAUUCAAGCAGAAGAGGAGAUGGAAGAACCAGUAACGGAGACUGAUGGUGUUCACACAACCAAGGUCACCAUGAAGAAGAGCGAACAACCAGCACCAUUUGAACUCAAGAUUCAACUCCCAGCACAGGCUGACACUGAAGAAUUGCUCUCACACACCACAGAGGCAACACGUACAGUUACAUCUGAGCUGAGAUCAGUCCCUGUUGCGGAACAAGGUCCACAAGAGAUUCAUACUGAGACCAUUGAGAUCGUCCAGGAUGAGAAACCACAGCCUCAAGAGAUCCGAUUUCAGAUCCCAACAACAACUGAGGUGACAGAGGUUUCUCAGAUGAUGGAUGCAAAGCCAGCGGCACAAAGAAUUGAAGUUGAGAUCCAGGAAACUGUCCUCACAAGAGAACCAAAGCCUCAGGAGAUUGAGGUCGAAGUUGGUAAAGUUAGCAGAGCAGACUUUAAUGUUGAGGCACCAAGACCAACUGAACAGCAAGUUGUGGAACACAGAGCAACUAUCACCAAAUCACAGGUGUUUGAGGAGACAGUUGAAAUCUCUUCAUCUCAGGUUGAGGAGGUCACACAUGAAGUAGUUAUCCAACCAGAAGUUGUCCCACAGGAAGAACCAGCUGUUGCAGCUAAGGCUCCAGAAGAAAGUGUAAUAGUGACUGAGAGGGAAACUAUUCAAGUCGUUACUCAGGAAAAACUUGUCCCUGAGGAAAUUGAAAGGGAGACAAUUGAAAUUACAACUUCACCAACAAGAGAAACACAGGUUACUAUAGAUGUUGAAGUACCCAAGGAAGAGGUUACCUUUGAAAUUCCUAUGGCUCCCAUGGAGAUUGUGGAGUCAGAGGAGACUGAAGUGAAAGAAAUUGUAACAGAUGUUGUUGACACCGCUGAGGAGACAAUAAAGGAGGAACUUGUAGUUGAUAUCAAAGGACAACCUAUGGAAGAAGUUGCCUUCACUCUUCAAGUGGCACCAGAUCAGAUUCCAGUAGAGAGAGAAGAAAUUGAAAUUCCUCUUUCAACAGAAGUAGAGGAGACAGUAUUCACGUCUGAGGUUGAAGUUGAGAAGCAAGAAAUAAUAGAAACAGAGGAGACCCAUGUACAGGAAUUGUCUUUUGAGAUAAAGGGCAAAGAGGAAGCACCUGAGGAGGUUCAGUUCACAUUCAAGGUCGAGGAGGAACAACCUGUAGCAGUUGAGGUUCAGGGUCCAGAGGAAAUAGCCGUACCAUCUGAGGAAGUGUCAAUGGUGGUUGAAGAAGAGAUAGUGAGAGAAGAAGAGGUGGAACAGGUCAUUGAGACAGCUGAAGUUGAUGAAGUUGAGGGUCUGCCUGAGGGUCAGGCACCAGAGUUCACAUGGGGAUUGAUGUCUCUCAAAGUUAUGGAUGGAGAGGAGGUGAAGUUCCGAUGUGAAGUUGUUGGAAGCCCCAUGCCUGAGAUCUCAUGGUUCCAUGAUGAUGCACCAAUCACAGAAAACCAGGACUUUAAACUGACCUAUGAUAUGGAGUCUGGAGCAUGCACUCUUCUCAUUGUUGAAGUUUUCCCACAAGAUGCUGGAGAAUACAAGUGUGUUGCAGUAAAUCAAUUUGGAAAAGCUGUCACCAGAGCGACUCUUGAAGUUGAAUCUUAUGAAUAUGUACCUGACACAGAAGAAGCAUCUGACUCUAUGAUGUCCUCUCUCGAACCGUCAUCACCCAAACCAACACCAGCAGACUCUGACACUGAAGCAGUUGCACACUCCCGUGGUUUUGUUGAGGAGAUCCAGCGUCUUCAGGAACAAAUUGCAUCUGAGUUGACUGAAGAAAAGGAUGAAGAAGAAGCUCCAAAGCAAGAGGAAGUGCUUGCUGUGGAAGUUGUUGAGGAGGCAGAGGAACCAGUUGAAGAACAUGUUGCUGUCAUCCAUCCAGCCACACCAAUGACGGUGGCUGAAACUGAGCAAGGUCUUGAGGAGGCUGAAGCAGUGGCUGAGGAACCCGAGUUCCAAGCUGAUACAGUUACAGAGACUGAAAUACAGGAAGUUGUGUCUGAGGUAUCAGAAGUUACGGCUAAGGAAGUUGAUACAGCUGACACACCAGUGGAGUUAGCUAAAGUUGCUGCUGUUGAGCCAACACCUUACAAAACCGAAGUAGUUCAAGAAGUGUCUGACAUACCCACUGUCUCUGAUGUUGCUGAAGAGCUAAUGGAUGAAGCAGUGGGAUCAUCUGUAGAUGUUGAAUUAGCUCAGCCAGCUGCUGAAACUCCUGCUCAGUAUAAAACAGAAAUGGUGAUGGAAGAAGUGGAGAAGCCUACCAUUGAUGAAGUUGAUGCAGAAUCAACAGAUAAAAUUCAACCGUCUGAAAUUACAACUGAACUUGUGGAAUCAGAAAUGGAAGAAAUCUCAACAUACAAAACUGACAUGGUUGUUGAGAUGACAGAGGAAAUAGAAGUUUCUGAGGUUACUGAACAGGAAGCUGACGAGGGCAUCACUGAAGAUGUUCCCACAGAUCUGUCUCAGACUGCAGCAGAAGAGCCUGCUGUGUACAAAACUGACAUUGUCCUUGAAGUUGGUGAACCACAGGAUGUUACAGUUGUUGACGAGGAACAAACAGAUGAAGCAAUUACUGAAGAAAUUGUGCAUGAUCUUGCUGAAACUGAAGCUGCAGAAGUAACUGAAUACAAGACUGAAAUUCUUGAAGAAGUAACUGAACAGCCAGAGCUCGCUGAAGUUUCUGAAGAGUUCACUGAAGAGGCUGAGCCAUCUGAAAUCACUGUUGAACUUGGUGAAACAGCUGUAGAAGAACCUUCCCAGUACAAAGCUGACGUCGUUGCUGAGGUUACUGAAGCAGCUUUGACAGAAGAUAUUGUGGAAGAAACUACUGAUGAAGCAUCAACUGCAGAAAUAACAGUAGAUUUGGCUGAUUCAUCUGCUGACAAGCCAAAAGAAUAUCAAACUGACAUUGUGGAAGAAGUGACUGAAACUACUGAGAUCACAGAAGUUGAAGAAGAGAUCACAGAACAUGUUGAAACUGAUGAAAUAUUAAUGGAACUGUCCGAAACUACUGCUGAAAAACCUACUGAAUAUCAAAUUGGAAUUACUGAAGAAGUAACAGAACAACCAGAAACCACAGAUGUCCGAGAGAAAAGCCCAGAGGAAGCACAACAGGAAGAGAUAACUGUUGAACUUGCUGAAUCUGUUGCUGAUAAGCCCUCAGAAUAUGAAACUGACAUUGUUGAGGAAACAGUUGAAGUUGCAGAUGUGUCAGAGGUAACAGAAGAGGUAUCUGAGGAGGCAGUAACUAUUGAUAUCCCAACAGAGCUUACAGAGUCUGUAGCUGACCUGCCAGAAGAGUAUAAAACAGGUAUUGUUGAGGAGACCAUUGAACAACAGGAAAUAACAGAUGUUCAGGAGACAGUCGCUGAGGAGGCUGGGACUGAAGACAUUACGGUGGAACUCUCUGAAACUGUCACCGAAAUAGAAGCAGAAUAUGAAACAACUAUUGUUGAAGAGGUGACUGAAGUGUCUGAAAUCACUGAUGUUGAAGAAAAACCAACAGACGAGGCUCAAACUGAGGAAAUUGUCAUGGAAUUGGCAGAAACAGUUGCUGAGAAGCCAGCAGAAUAUGAAACAACUGUUGUUGAAGAGGUGACUGAAGUGUCUGAAAUCACUGAUGUUGAAGAAAAACCAACAGACGAGGCUCAAACUGAGGAAAUUGUCAUGGAAUUGGCGGAAACAGUUGCUGAGAAGCCAGCAGAAUAUGAAACAACUGUUGUUGAAGAGGUGACUGAAGUGUCUGAAAUCACUGAUGUUGAAGAAAACCAACAGACGAGGCUCAAACCAGUUGCUGAGAAGCCAGCAGAAUAUGAAACAACUGUUGUUGAAGAGGUGACUGAAGUGUCUGAAAUCACUGAUGUUGAAGAAAAACCAACAGACGAGGCUCAAACUGAGGAAAUUGUCAUGGAAUUAGCUGAAACAGUUGCUGAGAAGCCAGCAGAAUAUGAAACAACUGUUGUUGAAGAGGUGACUGAAGUGUCUGAAAUCACUGAUGUUGAAGAAAAACCAACAGACGAGGCUCAAACUGAGGAAAUUGUCAUGGAAUUGGCAGAAACAGUUGCUGAGAAGCCAGCAGAAUAUGAAACAACUGUUGUUGAAGAGGUGACUGAAGUGUCUGAAAUCACUGAUGUUGAAGAAAAACCAUCAGACGAGGCUCAAACUGAGGAAAUUGUCAUGGAAUUGGCGGAAACAGUUGCUGAGAAACCAGCAGAAUAUGAAACAACCGUUGUUGAAGAGGUGACUGAAGUGUCUGAAAUCACUGAUGUUGAAGAAAAACCAACAGACGAGGCUCAAACUGAGGAAAUUGUCAUGGAAUUGGCGGAAACAGUUGCUGAGAAACCAGCAGAAUAUGAAACAACUGUUGUUGAAGAGGUGACUGAAGUGUCUGAAAUCACUGAUGUUGAAGAAAAACCAACAGACGAGGCUCAAACUGAGGAAAUUGUCAUGGAAUUGGCGGAAACAGUUGCUGAGAAACCAGCAGAAUAUGAAACAACUGUUGUUGAAGAGGUGACUGAAGUGUCUGAAAUCACUGAUGUUGAAGAAAAACCAACAGACGAGGCUCAAACUGAGGAAAUUGUCAUGGAAUUGGCGGAAACAGUUGCUGAGAAGCCAGCAGAAUAUGAAACAACUGUUGUUGAAGAGGUGACUGAAGUGUCUGAAAUCACUGAUGUUGAAGAAAAACCAUCAGACGAGGCUCAAACUGAGGAAAUUGUCAUGGAAUUGGCGGAAACAGUUGCUGAGAAACCAGCAGAAUAUGAAACAACUGUUGUUGAAGAGGUGACUGAAGUGUCUGAAAUCACUGAUGUUGAAGAAAAACCAUCAGACGAGGCUCAAACUGAGGAAAUUGUCAUGGAAUUAGCUGAAACAGUUGCUGAGAAGCCAGCAGAAUAUGAAACAACUGUUGUUGAAGAGGUGACUGAAGUGUCUGAAAUCACGGAUGUUGAAGAAAAACCAACAGACGAGGCUCAAACUGAGGAAAUUGUCAUGGAAUUGGCGGAAACAGUUGCUGAGAAGCCAGCAGAAUAUGAAACAACUGUUGUUGAAGAGGUGACUGAAGUGUCUGAAAUCACUGAUGUUGAAGAAAAACCAACAGACGAGGCUCAAACUGAGGAAAUUGUCAUGGAAUUGGCAGAAACAGUUGCUGAGAAACCAGCAGAAUAUGAAACAACUGUUGUUGAAGAGGUGACUGAAGUGUCUGAAAUCACUGAUGUUGAAGAAAAACCAACAGACGAGGCUCAAACUGAGGAAAUUGUCAUGGAAUUGGCUGAAACAGUUGCUGAGAAACCAGCAGAAUAUGAAACAACUGUUGUUGAAGAGGUGACUGAAGUGUCUGAAAUCACUGAUGUUGAAGAAAAACCAACAGACGAAGCUGAAACUGAGGAAAUUGUCAUGGAAUUGGCGGAAACAGUUGCUGAGAAACCAGCAGAAUAUGAAACAUCUGUGAUUGAAGAAGUCACUGAAGCUCCUGAGGUUACUGAAGUUGAGGAAAAACCAAUAGAUGAGGCUCAAACUGAAGAAAUCACAACAGAACUUGCUGAAACCAUUGCAGAGAAGCCUGCAGAAUUCAAAACAGCUGUUGUUGAAGAAACAACUGAACAGCCUCAGGUUACUGAUGUAACAGAGGAGGUUCCAGAACAAGCUGAAAGCACUGAAAUCACUGCUGAACUAGCUGAAACUGUGUCUGAAAAACCAGAAGAAUACAAGGUUGACAUUGCAGAUGAAGAAAAGGUUGAGGAAACUGUGACAGAAACUGUUGAAGUUGAUACUACUGUAGUGAAGGAGGAAAUUGAGACCUUUGCUACAGAGAUGGUCCAGCAAAUUAUUGCUGAGGUUAAAGAGGCUGAGAAACCACAAGAAGAACAGCCUGAAGAAGCCCCUGAAGAAGCCCCUGAAGAAGUUCCUGAAGAAGUUCCUGAAGAAGAUGUUGUGGACUCAUUUGUCACAGAACUCACCCAAGAGAUUAUCAGUGAAGCUGAAACAACUGCUGUGUCCACCAUUACCAUUGAGGCCAAGGAACCAGCUCCUGAAGAACCAACAGCUGAGGAACCAACUGAAGCACCAACAUUCAUCAAGACGCUGACUGAUAUAACAGUUAUGGAAGCUUCCAUCCUCACCCUGGAGGUGGUUGUUAAGGGAAUGCCUUUGCCUACACUCCAGUGGUUUGUGGAUGAUAUUGAGCUCACCCCAUCAGAAGACAUCCAAAUAACAACAGUUAAUAACCAAUCAACUGUAGUCAUCACUGAUGUCCUGCCUGAUGAUGAAGGGGAAUACAGAGUUGAAGCUGUCAACUCUGUUGGUCGUUGCACCUCCGUUGCAUACAUCACUGUGCUCCCAUCCAGUGUCCCUUCAUCAGAUGCUCCUGAGUCUCCCAGUGAAGAUGUCAGUGUUUCUGAAAUGUACAAGGAGGAGGUGACAGUUGAGCAGAAGGUGCAGGAAAUUGUUGAGAUGGAGGUGAAGGAUGAUCAAACAUUCUCAACUGAGAUUCAAAUUCAGCCCAAGACUCAGCCAGAGGAAAUUGAGGAGGAGACAACAAAAGUUUCUGAAGUGACCUUUAAACAGACAGUUGAGAUUCAACAAGAGGAGACAGUUGAGGAAGAACAACCAGAAGUGACCGAAGAAAGAUUCAUUGAAGAAGUCACAUUAGCUCCUAAACCUCAACCAGAGGACAUUGAAGUUCAGACAACUGAAGUAGUCUCAGAAGUGACUUUCAAACAGACUGUUGAAGUUGACCAAGAAACAGUGGAUGAAGAGGAGAGAUUCACUGAAGAGAUCACCUUAGCUCCUAAACCUCAACCAGAAGAGAUUGAAGUUGAAACAACUGAAGUAGUCUCGGAAGUGACCUUCAAACAGACAGUUGAUGUUGACCAAGAAACAGUGGAGGAAGAAGAGAGAUUCACUGAAGAGGUCACCAUUGCUCCGAAACCAACUGAUGUCCAGGUUGAGGUCGAUUCUACUGAGGUUACAACUCUUGAAAUCCUCAAGGAAGAUGUUGAUACUUUCAGAGAAGAGAUCACAGUUGAAAGUCAACCCGAAAUUGAGGUUGAAAUGUUAUCAUCCAAGGAGGAAACAGAAGAGGUUGUGAAAGAAACUGUGGAAUUUCAACAGGAGUUUGAAGCUGUGCCGCCUUCUGUAGAAGAAGUUGAGGAAGUACGAGAAACAACUACUAUCAAAAUGAUAACAUCUCAGGCAGUGGAACAAGUUCAAAGAGAUGUUGAAGAACAGUCAGAAGAAAUUCCUGAGACAGUUGAAACUGAACGACCAAUAUCCGAGCAAACAAUUGAAAUUAGAGAAACAAUAGAUGUUCAACAGGGAACUGAAUCUAUUGUCACUGAGGAAACUUUUGAGGAGACAACUGAAAUCACAACAGAAGGCUUUGUAACUGAGAUUGAGAAACCUGGUGAGGAGAUCAUUGAGGAACUUCGAGAAUCCAUCCAAGUAGAAGAAGAGAAACCAUCAGUGGUUGGAGAGAAAAUUAAGGUCAUUGAGGAGAGUGUGGAGGAAAUUGUAGAGAAGGAAACUGAAAAGCCAGAUGAGGAAAUAACCGAGGAAUUAAGGGAAAGACUGACAGUUGAGGAGCAAACACCUUCUGUUGUAGUUGAGGCCAAAGAGGUCACAGAAACUCCAACAGAAGAAGAUAUUGUUGAAAUGCAGGUUGAAGCUCCUGCUCAGGAAAUAACAGAAGAACUUCGAGAAAUCAUCAAGAUUGAGGAGGAAAUGCCAACUGAAUCAAAGGAAGAACAGGUGAUUUUGGAAACUGCCCCCACUGAGGACAUUGUUGCUGAAGUACAAGUUGAAGCACCAGUUCCUGAAACAACUGAGGAAAUACGUGAAACUAUUGAAGUUGAGGAACAGAAGGAGAUGGAAACAAAGGAAACUGUUGAGGUUGUUACUGAGGCACCAAUAGAGGAAAUCACAACUGAAGUUAAUGUUGAAACAACAACUGAAGAGAUCACUGAAGUUGUGCGAGAAGUUGUGGAGAUCAAGGAAGAGUUGCCAUCUGAGGUCACAGAGGCUGAGGAAUUAAUUGAACAAGCUCCAGUUGAAGAGAUCUCUACUGAACUGCAGAUUGAAGCUCCCAAAGAGGAAGUCACUGAGGAAAUCCGUGAAACAAUUGUGGUCGAGGAGGAACAGCCUGCAACAGCAAAGGAAGCCCUUGAGAUAUCAGAAAUACCUACAGAAGAAACGAUUGCUGAAGUGCAAAUUGAGGCCCCUGUUGCUGAAACUACUGAAGAAAUCAGACAAACCAUUGUUGUUGAGGAAGUUCAGGCAACUGAAACUAGAGAAGAGGAAGAAACUACUGAGGUGCCAACUGAGGAAACUAUCGUAGAGUUUGAUAUCAAGGCUCCUGUGGAAGAAACAACAGAAGAGGUGCAGGAAACUGUUGUUGUUGAGGAGACUCAGACGACUGAAACCAAAGAGGAAGAAGAAAUUACUGAAGUUCCAACUGAGGAAACUAUUGUAGAAAUUGAGAUUAAGGCUCCUGUAGAAGAAACAACAGAAGUGGUGCAGGAAACUGUUGUUGUUGAGGAGACUCAGACAACUGAAACCAAAGAGGAAGAAGAAAUUACUGAAGUUCCAACUGAGGAAACUAUUGUAGAAAUUGAGAUUAAGGCUCCUGUAGAAGAAACAACAGAAGUGGUGCAGGAAACUGUUGUUGUUGAGGAGACUCAGACAACUGAAACCAAAGAGGAAGAAGAAAUUACUGAAGUUCCAACUGAGGAAACUAUUGUAGAAAUUGAGAUCAAGGCUCCUGUGGAAGAAACAACACAAGAGACUCAGACAACUGAAACCAAAGAGGAAGAAGAAAUUACUGAAGUUCCAACUGAGGAAACUAUUGUAGAAAUUGAGAUCAAGGCUCCUGUGGAAGAAACAACAGAAGUGGUGCAGGAAACUGUUGUUGUUGAGGAGACUCAGACAACUGAAACCAAAGAGGAAGAAGAAAUUACUGAAGUUCCAACUGAGGAAACUAUUGUAGAAAUUGAGAUUAAGGCUCCUGUAGAAGAAACAACAGAAGUGGUGCAGGAAACUGUUGUUGUUGAGGAGACUCAGACAACUGAAACCAAAGAGGAAGAAGAAAUUACUGAAGUUCCAACUGAGGAAACUAUUGCAGAAAUUGAGAUCAAGGCUCCUGUGGAAGAAACAACACAAGAGGUGCAGGAAACUGUGGUCGUUGAGGAACAAAUCCCUGCUGAAGCUAAGGAAGAAGUGGAAGUUACUGAGGUUCCAACUGAGGAAUCUAUUGUCGAAAUUGAGAUCAAGGCCCCUGUUGAAGAAACCACUGAAGAAGUGCAAGAAUCUGUUGUUGAGGAAGAACAAAUCCCAGCUGAAACUAUGGAAGAAGAGGAAAUAACGGUAUCUGAAAAAGAGGAAUUCACUACAGAAAUCAAGUUUGAAACUUCAACAGAGGAGGUCAUUGAAGUUGUGAGUGAAACCGUGGAAAUCCAGAAAGAACUUCCUGCAGAGGCUGAGGAAGAAAUGCAGAUAGUUGAAAUUCCAGAGGAAGAGGUUAUUCCGGAAGUUGAAACUGAAGCACCUAAAAAAGAUGUCACAGAGGAGACAAGAGAGACAAUAACUCUUGAGGUGGAGAAACCCACAGAGACCAAGGAAUCUGUUGAAGUUAUUGAAGAUGUUCCUGUCACAGACAUCACAACUGAACUCGAUGUGCAAACAACAACAGAGGAAAUCACAGAAAUAGUGGAAGAAACAGUGGCUAUUAAGCAGGUUGAACCUUCCACAGUCCCUGAAGUGGAAGAAACUGAGGAAGUCCCAGUGGAAGAAGUCAUAACUGAAGUAGAAGUUCAAGCACCUGUUGAGGAAACCACAGAGGAAAUAAAAGAAACAAUUACAAUUGAAGAAACAAAGCCUUCUGAAGUGGAACAGGCUGUUGAAAUUGUUGAAGAGGUACCAGUUGAGGAUGUCACUGAGGUCACAGUUGAACAAACUAUAGAGGAGGUCACUAAAACUGCCACUGAGGUCAUUCAGGUGGAUGUGGAACAACCCUCUGAAGCCAAAGAGGCAGAGGAAGUGAUUGAAACACCACAUGAGGAGGUAAUCAUGGAAGUUCAACCAGAGGUAACUGUUGAAGAAACAACAGAGACUGUCAAAGAAACUAUUGAAUUACAGAUUGAGAAACCCUCUGAAGUAACAGAAGCUGAGGAAAUUAUUGAAAUCCCAUCUGAGGAGACUAUUUCUGAGGUGGAAGUCUCAGUUCCAGUUGAGGAAACUGUGGAUGAGGUUACAGAGACAGUUCUUGUGCAAGAAGAAAAACCAUCUGAGAUUAAAGAAUCAGAGGAAGUCAUUGAACUUACCUCAACUGAAGAGGUAUCUGAAGAGGUUGAGAUACAAAUUCCAUCUGAAGCGGUCCAGGACAUCCAGGAGAUAGUCACUGUGGAGGAGACAAAGCCUUCAGAAGCAGAGGAAACCAUUGAAAUAACUGAGGAGGCACCAACUGAGGAGAUCACAACUGAGGUAGAACUUGAAACAACCACAGAGGAGACUACUGAAAUUAUACAAGAGAUUGUAGAGGUAAAAGAUGUGGUACCAGCUGAAGCAGAGCAGUUGGAGGAAACAGUUGAUGUUCCUGUAGAGGAAAUCACUGAGGUUGAAAUCCAGGCUCCCAGUGUUGAAACAACAGAGGAAACGAAGGAAACUAUCAUUGUUGAGGAGACAAAGCCUUCAGAAGCAGAGGAAACCAUUGAAAUAACUGAGGAGACACCAGCUGAGGAGAUCACAACUGAGGUAGAACUUGAAACAACCACAGAGGAGACUACUGAAAUUAUACAAGAGAUUGUAGAGGUAAAAGAUGUGGUACCAGCUGAAGCAGAGCAGUUGGAGGAAACAGUUGAUGUUCCUGUAGAGGAAAUCACAGAGGUUGAAAUCCAGGCUCCCAGUGUUGAAACAACAGAGGAAACGAAGGAAACUAUCAUUGUUGAGGAGACAAAGCCUUCAGAAGCAGAAGAAACCAUUGAAAUAACUGAGGAGGCACCAGCUGAGGAGAUCACAACUGAUAUGGAACUUGAAACAACCACAGAGGAGACAACUGAAAUUAUACAAGAGAUUGUAGAGGUAAAAGAUGUGGUACCAGCUGAAGCAGAGCAGUUGGAGGAAACAGUUGAUGUUCCUGUAGAGGAAAUCACAGAGGUUGAAAUCCAGGCUCCCAGUGUUGAAACAACAGAGGAAACGAAGGAAACUAUCAUUGUUGAGGAGACAAAGCCUUCAGAAGCAGAGGAAACCAUUGAAAUAACUGAGGAGGCACCAGCUGAGGAGAUCACAACUGAGAUGGAACUUGAAACAACCACAGAGGAGACAACUGAAAUUAUACAAGAGAUUGUAGAGGUAAAAGAUGUGGUACCAGCUGAAGCAGAGCAGUUGGAGGAAACAGUUGAUGUUCCUGUAGAGGAAAUCACUGAGGUUGAAAUCCAGGCUCCCAGUGUUGAAACAACUGAGGAAACGAAGGAAACUAUCAUUGUUGAGGAGACAAAGCCCACAGAAGUUCCCGAAGCUGAAGAAGUUGUUGUUGAAGCACCAGUUGAGGAAAUCACAACAGAAGCUGAGUUUGAAAUUGUGAAAGAAGAAGUAACUCAGGUUGUUGAGGAAGUUGUAUCUGUAGAAGAAGAAAAACCUUCUGAAAUAACAGAGACUGAGGAAGUUGUUGACUCUGCUCCCCUUGAGGAGGUUGUUACUGAGAUAGAGGUUCAAGCACCCGAAGAAGAAACAGUGGAAGAAGAAAAGGAAACCAUUACUAUUAAAGAAGAGAUUCCAACUCAAAUCGAAACCAAAUUGGAAGCUCCUGAAGAACAAGCUGAAACAAUAACUGUAGAAGUUGAAGAAACGCAAGCAAUAGAAAAAGUGGAGGAAGAAGAGAUUGUGGAGGAAGUCACUGUUGACUUUGAAGUUAAACAGGAAGAAAUCACUGCCCAAACAGAAGUACCAGAAGAGAAGAAGCCUGAAGAGGCCCCAGAAGCACCCCGUUUCACACAGACCCUCCAGACGACGCUGGACGUCUUCCUGGGCAAAACGGUCACCGUGGAGUGUGUGGUCACUGGCCGGCCGCAACCCACUAUCACGUGGUACAAGGAUCGAACCACUGUUAUCACCAGAAGUGAACGUUUCUUGACCACGUAUGAGAAUGGUCGGUGUACUCUUACCAUCCAAUCCAUCACGAUGGACGAAGAUGCAGAGUUUACUUGUGAAGCCACCAAUGAGGCUGGCACGGCCACCACCCGGAUUGAAUUUUUCGUGGAAAAACCACUCAGUGUCGCGGAGAGUGAACCUGAGGCAGUUGAGGUAGAGGUGACGCAGCCCUUAGAGGAAGCCGAACCUGAACCUCAGGUGUUGGAGAAACCAUCGGCCGUGACAGCGGCACUAGGUUGGCACCCCACCAAUGUUGAAGAUGAUGCAAGCAUGCAGCAAUUUCUGCUUGCUAUAAUUCUUGUAAUGAUAUUGCUCAGGGUCCUUGCUUGGCUGCUUGAUUUUGGUUCCUGCAUCUGGACAUGUAUUUUUACAGUCAUUUGGCCCACUUAGUUCAUUAUAUUGGAGGUGUCUUUUUUAACAAAAAUAUUUUUCUCAUGUAGACUCAUUCACAAAAUCUACAAUUUUAAUUUCUCUCUAUAUUUUUUCUAACCUUUGACCUGUCCUUUUUUGGACGUCUUGUUAUGGAACUAAUGCUGGCAUUGCACCAUGUACUUUAUAGCCGUUUAACUGAUUCAGUUUGAAAAGGAUGUUUGUGAAAGAUAAUUGGCUGGAUCAUUAUCUUUAAAAAUAUUUGAUUUUUAUGAACUGAUUUUCAUGAUUGGGAAGUUAAUUUUCAUUGGCACCUCCAAAUGCUAGAUGCGGAAUCAGUCUUGGGCUAAAUCGAUGUUUGGUAACCUAGGACUUUGUUUGAGGAAACUUUGUCAUAGAAUGGAAUCAUUGCAUGAUCAUGUGUUCAAAACCCAGAUUGUAGCCAAAAUUUUGUUUUAACAAUUAAUAUAUUCAUUUUGUAGUGUAAAUUAGGAUUCUUAUCACAGCAGAUAUAAUGUUUAAUUGAACAUUCUUAACAUCAUUUCCGGAUCAAAUGUUCAAGUAAAACUACGACCCUCAAUUCCCUGACUAUUUAUGUCUGCUGUUAUAACAAUCAAUAUUUUUCAUCCCAAUCUUAUGGCAGGUGAACUGUUAGAAAACCAAAGAUUAUUCUAGUUUUUUACGUCUUUCAAAGUACUUUGUACAAUUUUGCACAAAAAGGGAAGAAAACCCACAAAAAUAUCAAAUCUGUAUUUUUGUAAGAGUGUGUGACUUCGUACUUCUGUAUAUGGGCAAAUCAGAGAAAUAAAUAUUAUGAAACAAA
Haliotis rubra (blacklip abalone) is the source of this 19281-nucleotide messenger RNA. Its product is annotated as titin-like. The coding region runs from base 114 to 18479 and encodes 6121 amino acids. The record is from RefSeq and is a predicted model, not a curated record. Gene Ontology annotation, cellular component: plasma membrane. Gene Ontology annotation, biological process: homophilic cell-cell adhesion. Lineage: Eukaryota; Metazoa; Mollusca; Gastropoda; Lepetellida; Haliotidae. The transcript is spliced from 35 exons.